AUGUUCCGGGCCAGCUCCUCCAGACUUUUUACGAGGGGUGUGGCGUCACCGGCGAGACGGACGGCCUCCCUUGCAAAACGCCAUGUCAACCGCACACCAGUCAGAACGUUAGCAUCUGUCAGCGUGCCGACGCCCCAGGAACCGACCGACCUCGAUAACAUCACGACUCUGCCGAACGGUGUCCGUGUCGCUUCGGAGGCCCUCCCAGGCUCCUUCUCUGGCGUUGGUGUCUACAUCGAAGGCGGGUCGCGCUUCGAGAAUGCCUACCUCAGUGGUGUCAGCCACAUCGUGGACCGUCUCGCUUUCGCGUCGACGACCAAGCGAAGCGGCGAACAGAUCCAGGAGACGGUCGAGUCGCUGGGUGGGAACAUCCAGUGCGUUUCAAGCAGAGAGUCCAUGAUGUACCAGGCUGCCACGUUCAACUCUGCCGUCCCUACGGCCACAGAACUGUUGGCAGAAACGAUACGAAAUCCACAAAUUUCGGAAGAAGAAGUCAGUCAGGAGCUGGCGACGGCUGAGUACGAGAUUACAGAGAUCUGGAAGAAGCCCGAGCUUAUCCUCCCUGAACUGGUGCACAUGGCUGCUUUUAAGGACAACACGCUCGGUAACCCGCUGUUGUGCCCGGCAGAGCGCAUUCCCGAGAUCAACAAGUCAGUCGUCGAGGCGUAUAGAAAGGCUUUCUACCGACCGGAAAGAACUGUGGUCGCCUUUGCUGGCGUCGCUCACGAUGAGGCUGUCCAGCUGGCCACUCAGUUCUUCGGUGACAUGGAAGGUUCAGACCAACCCGCCUUGUCGCGAACGGGUUCAGAGACGUCGAUUGGGUCCAACGUUUCAGCGAGCACCGACGAUUCCACUGCGUCCAGCGCAUCAUCCGCGUCAUCAACACCAUCUCAGCAAUCUCCCAGCAUAUUAUCAAAGCUACCCCUUUUCAAGAACCUCUCCACCUCUGCAUCAUCCAACGCAGCCGUCAUCACCGAUCCGGCCAAACUCUACCCCACGCAGCAGGAAAUGACUGCCCCUGCACACUAUACCGGUGGAUUUGUCUCGCUUCCCUCCCAACCGCCAUCAUAUAACCCUCUGCAGCCUGUUUUCACUCAUAUCCACCUUGCAUUUGAAGGUUUACCGAUCGCCUCGGACGAUAUCUAUGCCUUGGCCACUCUAAACACUUUGCUCGGCGGUGGCGGUUCAUUCUCCGCCGGUGGCCCUGGCAAGGGUAUGUACUCGAGACUGUACACGAAUGUUCUCAACCAGCACGCCUGGGUUGAGUCCUGCAUUGCGUUCAACCAUUCUUACACCGAUUCCGGCCUUUUUGGAAUUUCGGCCAUGUGUAUUCCAGGACGGACACAGCCCAUGCUUGAUGUCAUGUGCCAGGAGCUACGUGCACUGACUCUAAGCACAGGCUUCGCCGCUUUGGGCCAGGUCGAAGUCAGCCGAGCCAAGAACCAAUUGAGAUCAAGCCUCCUUAUGAACUUGGAGAGCCGCAUGGUCGAAUUGGAGGACCUCGGACGGCAAGUUCAGGUCCACGGUCGCAAAGUACCAGUCCAUGAGAUGUGCCGCAAGAUCGAGUCCCUUACUGUCGAGGAUCUCCGCCGCGUGGCUCAGCAGGUCACAGGUGGUCUAGUGCAGAACCCUGGCAACGGCAGUGGCCAGCCCACUGUUGUUCUACAAGAGGCUCAGCAGCCCGGCUCAUCAGCAAAGUCUUUGAGCUGGGAAGAGAUUCAGGAUAGAAUCUACAGAUGGGGACUUGGAAGACGAUGA
Molecule: messenger RNA, 1758 nt
Organism: Neoarthrinium moseri
Lineage: Eukaryota; Fungi; Ascomycota; Sordariomycetes; Amphisphaeriales; Apiosporaceae
Exons: 2
Coding region: 1-1758 (585 amino acids)
Cellular component (GO): mitochondrion
Molecular function (GO): metal ion binding; metalloendopeptidase activity
Source: RefSeq, a predicted model, not a curated record